AUGGUUCUUUCCGAGUAUGAAAUCUACUCGGUGCAUAAAGUCCCAUCGGGAUCCCCCGCGAGAAAAGCUGCGCUUCAGCCUUUAGGUUUCGCAGCUGCUUCUGCAAUUAGCGAGAUUGCAGGUCGUUUCGCAAAUAUGUAUAAAGUAAUCGAAGUAUGCAAGCAAAUCCGCCGACUUUUAUGCAAAUUGAUGAUUGAAACGGCCUGCCUUUACCUCGCACAAUCAGAGCCGCUUAUAUCGGAGAGCUUGACUUUAUUUGGUGCAUCGGAUAUGCCCCUCGCCCUGUUAUUGGCUGUAUCGGUCCUUGCAGCGAUCCAAAGUGGAUUGGCAGGGCACGCUCACAGCUUCGCGCACUUUCAUGGCCCGGUCGUAGGACCUGGUCACGAAGUGGUUGUCCACGAUGAGCACGGACAUCAUCAUGUAGACUACGUCGCACAUCCCAAGUACGAGUUCGCGUAUGGAGUCGAGGAUCAUCACACCGGCGAUUACCAUGGACAGAAAGAACACAGAGACGGCAAAAAGGUCGUCGGCGAGUACACCGUCAAGGAACCGGGCGGUAACACCAGAACCGUGACCUACCACGCUGAUCCGCACGGAGGAUUUUUUGCCCACGUCCACAAUUCCGGCGGUAAUAACCAUCAUGGUGGUACAUAUGGCGGUUACGGGCACCACUGA
This is a messenger RNA of Vollenhovia emeryi, 675 nucleotides long. Its product is annotated as cuticle protein-like. Lineage: Eukaryota; Metazoa; Arthropoda; Insecta; Hymenoptera; Formicidae. Bases 1 to 675 code for a protein of 224 amino acids. The record is from RefSeq and is a predicted model, not a curated record. The transcript has 3 exons. Gene Ontology annotation, cellular component: extracellular matrix.